This is a messenger RNA of Magnolia sinica, 919 nucleotides long. Its product is annotated as zinc finger protein 1-like. Lineage: Eukaryota; Viridiplantae; Streptophyta; Magnoliopsida; Magnoliales; Magnoliaceae. The transcript has a single exon. Gene Ontology annotation, biological process: negative regulation of abscisic acid-activated signaling pathway. The coding region runs from base 279 to 695 and encodes 138 amino acids. The record is from RefSeq and is a predicted model, not a curated record.
ACACGGGGUCCGAAAAUCCUACAAUAAAUGAGAUCGACAACCCUUCGAUUCCUCACUGAUUUUUGCACGUCUCUCUCUCUCUCUCUCUCUCUCUCUCUCUCUCUCUCAUAUUUCCAUUUGUGGAUGCAGGAGCACGAAACCGUUUCAUGCCCCCCACUCUCAUAUAAUGCUUUCCAGAGCCUCUCCCUUGUAAUCUAAAAAAGUCCCAUUUCUCCUCUCUCUCUCUCUCUCUCUCUCUCUCUCUCUCUCUCUCCAUCGAAAAAUCCCAUUUUCAUGCGAUGGAACUCGGCCUCGAUCUAGGCCUACCGAGCAAAGAUCUCAAUUUAGAGCUGGUGCUGGAGCCCGCAUCAUCAACGGAACCUCGCAUUUUCGCCUGUAACUAUUGCCAGAGGAAGUUCUACAGCUCACAGGCAUUAGGUGGCCAUCAGAACGCCCACAAGCUCGAGCGUAGCUUGGCUAAGCGAAGCCGCGAGCUGAGCCUAGCAAUCCAGCCACAUGCCGGGGUGGGCCACCGUCAUAACGAGGCGAGCUAUGUUCGACAGAGCAAAGAAAUCUCCACCGUUGGUUACAAGGUUAGCGAAGAUUACAACGUGGGUAGGUUUGAAAGGAGACAGAGCUCUUGGAAUGGAAGCUACGUGCAUGAAGAUGUUGGUAAGGAGGAUUUCAAUCAUUUGGACUUGUCUCUGAAGCUUUGAUUUUUAUUUUUAUUUUCCUUUUCUUUUUUAAAUUUGGAGUGUAUGAUAUAAAGAGAUUUUGAUGGGCCUUUUGUGAUGUAAGUAAUCGACGGUUGCGAGUUGGAGAUACUUGUAUGGACAUGAAUUUAGAGUUCGUUUUGUUGGGCACCAUGUGCUGACUAAAAUGGAUAAAGCCCUGUCCCAUAAUCACAAUUAAAUGAUGAUCCUAGCCUUUGAUUUUUCGA